Paramuricea clavata is the source of this 1125-nucleotide messenger RNA. The record is from the annotation of a GenBank genome assembly. Lineage: Eukaryota; Metazoa; Cnidaria; Anthozoa; Malacalcyonacea; Plexauridae.
AUGGCGGACGGACACUUAUUUGUGAGCUCUGACGCCGAAUUAAGCGAUGUUGAAGAGAAUACAACAAAAAAUGUAGAAUCUAAGCGAGUGAAUAACAUCAAUGUCGUUAAGUAUCUUAAUAUUACUGAAAAAGGAAAACUCAGAUGGACAGGUUCUUUCGAGAAUCUCGAAAUACUGAUGAACGAGUUGCUCGAGACACAGACAAAAUGGUCAUCGCCUGGUGGUCAUUGUAAGCUGCUAGAGAUGGACAACUUCGAAAUGCGGUGGUAUUCAAACAAUUACUCUUUAAUUAUUAAAGGGGAGCAAGACGAAGUCGAAGAAAUAAACUCUCGGUUGCAAAUAAUGGCCAACCUAGCUGAUAAAGAAACCGAGUUAUCAAACGCUUUUGUCAGUGAAGGAAAUGGCGACAGGGAGGGAGACGGCGUAAAUACAGCCUCGACCGAAAACAGUCAUAUCGAAAUAAAUUCACAUGAGACAUCGAACUACAACAAAGUACUCGACAGUAUACGAGACCUUGAACUGUGUUUUGUAAACAAAUUCGAUGAGCUUUUGCAGGAAAUUCGACAGUCCAAAACAACAGAAGAAACUAUCAGUGAAGACCGAAAUUCCUUAAUUAAAGAAAAUGGCAAACUGAAGCAAGAAAUCGACAUACUAUCGGACCAAGUCAAUAACUAUAAGUGUAUUGCAUCGGACUUACAGACGAAAGUUAAACAACCAGAAGAUGAACAGAAAAGUUUAAUAACAGCAAUCAAAAUUGUACAAAAUGAUUGCAAUACAAAUAAACAAAGUACAUGGUCAUGAAAUGUUGUUAAAAAUCGUAAGCCAAAUCAGAAUGAAAGCACACAACGUGGACAAAACUCUGGGGAAAAUAGUCACAAUGGACAAUCCAAGACAGAUAAUCAAUAUUCUGUUUUAGUUGAUGAAAGUGACGACGAGAUUAACAUAUUAUCUCAAAGUCGAUUACCUAAGAAUAGAAAUCAAUCUGAACCACCCAGGCACACCAUCAGGUCCAAUGAAGACAAAAGACAUAACUAUUCUGCGCCUAGAAAACAACAAGCAGACAACGACCGAAAAAGCAACAACAACGAGCGAGCCCAAGAUUCUCGCAGAUCUCCGCGCGUAUAG